AUGAUGAUGAUGAUGAUGAUGAUGAUGAUGAUGAUGAUGAUGAUGAUGAUGAUGAUGAUGAUGAUGAUGAUGAUGAUGAUGAUGAUGAUGAUGAUGAUGAUGAUGAUGAUGAUGAUGAUGAUGAUGAUGAUGAUGAUGAUGAUGAUGAUGAUGAUGAUGAUGAUGAUGAUGAUGAUGAUGAUGAUGAUGAUGAUGAUGAUGAUGAUGAUGAUGAUGAUGAUGAUGAUGAUGAUGAUGAUGAUGAUGAUGAUGAUGAUGAUGAUGAUGAUGAUGAUGAUGAUGAUGAUGAUGAUGAUGAUGAUGAUGAUGAUGAUGAUGAUGAUGAUGAUGAUGAUGAUGAUGAUGAUGAUGAUGAUGAUGAUGAUGAUGAUGAUGAUGAUGAUGAUGAUGAUGAUGAUGAUGAUGAUGAUGAUGAUGAUGAUGAUGAUGAUGAUGAUGAUGAUGAUGAUGAUGAUGAUGAUGAUGAUGAUGAUGAUGAUGAUGAUGAUGAUGAUGAUGAUGAUGAUGAUGAUGAUGAUGAUGAUGAUGAUGAUGAUGAUGAUGAUGAUGAUGAUGAUAUAG
Molecule: messenger RNA, 561 nt
Organism: Schistosoma mattheei
Lineage: Eukaryota; Metazoa; Platyhelminthes; Trematoda; Strigeidida; Schistosomatidae
Source: the annotation of a GenBank genome assembly